Messenger RNA from Naegleria lovaniensis, 1632 nucleotides. RefSeq lists its product as uncharacterized. Gene Ontology annotation, molecular function: GTP binding. Gene Ontology annotation, cellular component: cytoplasm. The coding region runs from base 1 to 1632 and encodes 543 amino acids. The transcript has a single exon. NCBI's taxonomy places the organism in Eukaryota, Heterolobosea, Eutetramitea, Acrasida, Naegleriidae. The record is from RefSeq and is a predicted model, not a curated record. Gene Ontology annotation, biological process: tRNA methylation; tRNA wobble uridine modification.
AUGCAUACACUCAGAGCUAGCAGUUUACAUACCUCCUUCGGGAACAACAAUGCGAUCAGAGCACUACUCCGGGGCGGAUUAGUCAAGAAGCGAGCCAACAAGCUCGAUCUCGAGUCGUUUUGUUGCUCGGACUUUCAUAUAUUCAAACAGAACAGCAUGCGAUCUUUUUCAGUCGUUUCAUGUCUUCAAAACGUGGUUCAACAUCCAGCAACUCAACAAUCAGAGACAUCCUCCAAGUCCAUUGGAAGUAUUUACAUUGAAAGAACAAACAUCGGAAUUUAUGGAGCAAUGAAUAGCGGAAAAUCAACUCUCAUGAAUUGUCUUACCAAAUCCAAUACAAGUAUCGUGGAUGCAACUCCAGGAACAACUGCCGAUGUAAAGAUUACAACAAUGGAAAUUCAUGGAAUUGGCCCAACAAAAUUGUUUGACACUCCUGGCACUGAUGAAGCUUCGGAAUUGGGCGAAAAAAAGAGACAAAAAACAAUCACAUCGUUAAAGGAAUCGGACUUGGCUGUGGUAGUCAUUGACCCUUUUAACUCAAGCAGCGUUGUACAAUGCAAAUGGCUCAUGAACGAAUGCGAAAAAUAUGGGAAACCCUUCUGUGUUUUAUUCAAUGUUUCAGAUCAGAAGAGAUCUGAGGCAAAAGUCGAAAAUUUAAGUGACAAAUUAGAUAGUAUUGAGACAGAACUGAAGAUCAACGAAUUCGACCAGUCCUCUGGAGUUAACAAAUUAUUUUGUGGAGCUACUUGUGUGGAUUUACAGUCGCCAAUUGCCCACUCAAAAUGUAUCAAGUUCCUUGAGGAUUGCUUUAGAAAGAGCAAAUUAAGAAUGGAUCUUGGUCCUGCACCAUUGCCAACAAAGCUGCUUCCAAAAAUGGAGGAAGACACCACUGUAUUUCUAAACAUUCCAAUGGAUGAAGAGACUCCAUCAGGACGCUUACUAAAGCCACAAGCAAUGGUUCAUGAAUAUCUACUUCGAGAAUAUAGUAAUGUAUUUUCGUAUCGAAUGAAUUUGAAAAAUGCAAGAAGUCAAGAUAAAGAACUCGUAGAAAAGGAACGAAAGAGAUUUGUUGAAAUGGUAAAAUCUCUCAGAGAUAGAAGUAAGCUGAAACUCUUAAUUACAGAUUCACAAGCAAUGGAUAUAGUACAUCCAUGGACCAUUGACCCAGAAACAAAGGAGAAUAUUGUAGAUAUUACCACUUUUAGCGUCAUCAUGAUUAAUUUUAUGAGCUCUGGUCGAUUACCUGAAUUCUUAAAAGGAAUUGAUGCCUUCAAAAAUCUUAAAAACGGAGAUUCUGUUCUUUUAUGUGAGGCAUGUAAUCACAAUAGAAUUGCAGAUGAUAUUGGAACUGUUCAAAUACCGAGAGCCAUUGAGAAGCGUUUUGGAAAGGGAGCUAUUCAGGUGGAUACUGUCUUUGGAAGGGAGUAUCAACUAAUUAAGGAUCUCUCUCAAUACAAAUUAAUCAUUCAUUGUGGAGGGUGCAUGAUUGAUAAACAAAAGAUGAAUGCUCGCCUUACUGACCUUGCCAAAGCUGGAGUACCAAUUACAAACUAUGGGCUUCUUCUCUCUUUUCUCCAAUCAGAACAUGCACUGGCCAGAGUGACAAAACCCUUCAUGCACACCACUCCAUAG